Drosophila takahashii is the source of this 3630-nucleotide messenger RNA. The record is from RefSeq and is a predicted model, not a curated record. Lineage: Eukaryota; Metazoa; Arthropoda; Insecta; Diptera; Drosophilidae.
AUGCCCAUCCUUAUACCCAUCUUCAUCCUCCACAUCCUCCAUCCACAUCCUCUUCCAACAAGGACGUCUGGCCAGGCCGUUAGCAAACUCAUUGCCGCCCAGCUGGACACCAAACAGCCCCCGAAAAAGAAGCUCUCGAAGAAGGAGAAGGCCCGACUGGAGGCCGAGCAGGCCGAGCUUAUGCGGAUUGAAAUGGAGAAGGAGAAACUCAAGAAGCUGGAGGAGGCCCGUCAGCGGAAGAAGCUGGAGAUGGAGCAGGCGAAGCACCGGCAGCAGCAGGAGGUGGCCGAGAACCGGCUGCGGAGGUCGCAGCUCAAGGACAGCAUGCUCUUCUUCGACGCGGUGCGCACGGCCAUCGAGGCGAUCAAGGAUGGCGAGCGGCACGAGCGGGACUGGGAGAAGUUCAUGCGGUGCAACGGGCUGCCGAAUGCGGCCAGCCCCAGUGAUCUGAGGAAGUACAUCCACCAGUGGCACACGGACAUCGCCAAGCGGCAUCUGGAGUCGCGCAAUUGGCUGCUGCGCACCGACGAGCGCACCCUGCUCACCCAGGAUGCCCAGGUGCCGGAUCUCACGAGGAUCUCGCUGCGCCAACAGCAGGGACGACUGGGCGAUGUCUACUCGCAGAGGAUCCAGGAGGUUUUGGGUAUCCUCAACGAGUUGGACGAAAUGCUGCCAUUCAAGCAAAAGUCCGCCCUUAUAGCCGCCGAUCUCGUCAAGCUAAAGACCGAGAUGAGGGUGUUCCUCAAGCAACAUUUGGAUGAGUUCACCUACAAGACCAUGUCGCAUAUUGAAAGGGAUAUGGAAAUCGAUAGGCCUGGUGUUUCGAAGCACAUCUACAACUCGGAAGUGUUCCAGAGUUUUGUCUGGACCUUCUCCAAGGAUGCUCAAAUUGCCCUCAAUCCAAAGGCCCGAAUUGGUGAACAGUCUGCUCAUAACGAGAUCGAUUUCCCCACCAUCGAAAUGCAAAUCUCAUUGCCACCCACGGUUUAUCUGCAGAGCUCAGCUUUGCGGGGUCUCCGACUGAACUACGAUCACUUUAGUGAUUACUGCAGUAGUUACUGCUUGAAACACGCAAGAUCGGCCAAUGCAAAUAUCCUGCGGCAAACGAAGCGGGAGUGGCGCAAGCGCAAGGAGAUCCUGCAGGCUAUGCUGGAUGAGUGCGGCAGGGAGAUUCCGCUUUCGGAGCUGGAGCAGCUCACCCAGGAUCAGCACUCGGCCAGCUCCCAGCCGCCGCGGGAGCGCAGCUACGAUGUGGACAAGCUGUAUGCGGAGUACGAGGAUGAGCUGAGCAAGGCCCAUCGCAGGGCCAUCGGACCGGAGGCCUACGGAAUGCUGGAGACGGAUGUCAAUCUGCGCAAAUACCGCAUCAUCGGCGGUGUCUACUGCAUUGACUUUCUGGAAACUCCGCAGCAGGACAAGCAGCUCAAUGCCAGGUCCUUCAUCCGCACCAUCACUUCGGCUAACAGCUUGGUGCACAAGGAAUACUACCAGACCUACAAGCCACCGCCUCCAGUUUUGCCGGGAGUGCGACGAUUGCCCGAGGAGAUUGAGGCUGAGAUGAGGAUGAUUGAGGCGGCGCUGGACAAGCUGGCAUUGGUAACGCUGCAAUUACCGGAUUCGGUGAUUUGGUUCGAGCCACCUGUCGCCUGUCGCUGGGAAACGAAUGUGGAGACCUUGGAAAUGGAGCUGGCCGAUGGCAUGAAACCGGAGGUGGCCAAGAAAUCGCCGCCGGGCGAGGCAGGCGAUGCAGAUGAUGGCGAUGCCACGAAUGCGGUGAGUGGUACGGCGGCUGCCACCACGGCCACGCCCACCGAGGCCACGCCCCUGUCGACCCACGCCCAACCCAGUCCCCUGAAGAGUUCACCCCGCUGUCCACCGGCUGCCCAAGCCCAUCGUUUGCGUUCCCAGAAAUCGGAGAUUUCCAGCAGGCAGCAGGUGCUGCGUGAAAUCAACGACUUCGAUCUGCGUGCCAUUCCCAGCGAUGUGGAUUUGUAUGGUCUGGUCAAGGACUUUGUGGUUCCCCGGUUGCCCCAAGGAUUCUGCGUGCGGCUGGAACAAUCGACGCCGAUUAUGUCGACGGGCUUGCGAAAGCGCAAAGUGAUGUUUCUGGCGCGACAGGCACACGUUCGUUUGGGUCAGGGAUUGGAUUCGGAUUGGGCUGGGGUGAAUGUCAACCGGGAUCAACUGACGAUGGCCCAGGAGCCCAAAGGGCUGGGAGCCGAGUUUCUAGACACCGAGGAGCCUGCGGAGCUAUUUCCGCCCCUGUGCUUCGACAAGCUACUGAAGUUCCGGCAAAUGGCACCGCGUUCCAAGACACUCGUCCACCAUCCAGGCUAUCUGUUCUCCCAGCUGAUCGAGGACAUGGAUCGUUUGUGGCGCCUCCAGCUGCCCAGGGAUCAGCAGGAGGAGCUCAUCCAUCAGAUUUCGGAGCAGCUAUCGCCCACCGGUUCGCGAUCGAGUGAGGCGGGAGUGAGGGAGGCAGAUGGAGACGAUGGAGGCGAAGCGAUGGCGGAGAAUAUGCAGCCACUUAGCCAGGAGCUGGUGGAUGUCCUGCAGCCCGCGGCAGCCGCCGCCGCCUUUGCCUACUACACGGGCAUCUCCUUUGUCCGGGACUCACAGCUGCCGGCGGAACCGGAACCGGAAGCCGAUCGCAAGGAUAAACGAUCGAACAGCAUGGAUAGCAGCGAGGAGGACGACGACGACGACGAUGAUGUGGACAGCCUGGUGGAGCUGCUCGAAGGAGGCGCCUCCACGGCGGCCAACACCCUGCACGAUCUGCUGGGUCCGCCGACUAACAGCGAGAAUAGCGACAGCGAAAGCAAACAGAAAAUGAGCAAUGCGGCAGCCAUAACGCAGGGCAAGUGGAGCACCCGCGAUGUCCACGAUACCAAGUUCAAUGAGGACAAGCUCUCCAUACAGUUUCGAACAGGAAGAUUGGGUAUUUUUGGUUUCGCUUUGAAUAAAUACAGCAAUAUGCCCUAUCAAACUUGGGACCUGCGGCCAGAUAUGAAAAAUCCCGGCACGAUAAUCUUCAGUUUCACCGCCUCACUGAUCAGUUUGGAUAUGACAAUAACCGAAUCGGGAUAUACGGUGAAUAAUUUCCAGGGAGGCAGCACUCAGGGCAUUACCGAUAUGAUAGGAAAGACCCUCUCGCUGGCGGAUCUCAAGGCCAUGCUGAUCCUAUCCGCCGUGGACAUUUUCCCCGACGAAGAUGCCUUCUGCUAUACGGAGGGAUCCUGCGAGAAGAACUACGUGAUGGAGAUGCACUGCUAUGCGUGUCUCUCCACCUUGGCCCAGUCGCACAACUUCAGUUGGUCGCGAUGGAAUCUUUUGGCCGGUUCCCGGACGGCGGUCCUUCUCGUUCGCGAGCUGAUCGAGGGCAAGAAGGUGCCGUACUACUCCACUCUGUUGGUCACACCACUGAAGACCUCGAUAAUCGAUUGUACGGAGGUAUCGGCCAGCUUCAAUGCCGUUGGCAUUCCGGGCAUGGAGUACUAUGCCGAUCUGUAUCAGCUAUCGCAGGCCCAUGCGCAGCCGGGGAGCCUGGAGAAGCAGAGGACCAUGAGUCCCGUGCUCAGGGAUAAUGUGGCCAAGAUUCUGAUGGCCAUUCGACCACUUAGCUUGUGUUGA